AUGGAGCCCAACUCGGCGCCAACAUUGGGCCUGUCAAAUCAUUUGCAUGGCGUUUUAGCAGAGCUAUAUCGUCAGCCAUAUCCUCAUGUUCCAAAUCCCCCAACCUGCAAGAAACGUGCCUCGGUCGCCCUGAUCAUUCGGGUACGACCAACCUACGACCAUUGGCCUAGCUCCAACCACACAAAUGAUGUCUCUCAGCCAGUCCCUGAACGCCUAGAUGGUUUCUUUUCGCAGUCAUGGGUCAAACAUGGCGAACCAGAGGUUCUGUUCAUCAAGCGUGCCUCGCGCGUGGGGGACCGAUGGACUGGCCAUGUUGCAUUACCGGGUGGAAAGCGAGAUCCGGAGGAUGCAGAUGACAGACAUGCAGCCAUUAGGGAAGCUUCUGAAGAGAUCGGCUUAGAUUUAACAACAGAGGACACCAUUAGUGUGGGCAAUCUCCCUGAGCGAGUGGUCACCACAAGCUGGGGAUCUCAGCCAUUGAUGGUCCUAUGUCCCUUCGUCUUCCUCAUAACUCGCAGUGACUCCCCGACCCUCAGAUUGCAGCCUACAGAAGUAGCAUCGACACACUGGAUUCCUCUACGCGCCCUCCUAUCACCAUCGCUGCGGACCGUGGAAUACGUGGAUAUGUCACAGCGAUUUGCUCGGCAAAGUGGAUUUCUGGCCCGCCUUGCUGUUAGGUCUCUGAUGGGCUGGAUGCAGUUCUCGGCUGUGAAGCUUCUCCCGUCAGAGACCCACCAAUGCACUACGAUCCCAGGAUUCAUUCCCCAGGAGAACCCAUCAAAAUCCUCUAUGGUUCAGCGCUUUAAGGAGUGGUGUUUAAGUGGCCAAGCGGAUUCGAGUGACACUGCCCAUCCGCUGCUUCUCUGGGGCCUCACACUUGGCAUUCUAGCUGAUUUCUUGGACAUGCUGCCUCCCCACCAGGCUGUACAGCUGUGGAAAUAUCCGACAUUUACCGUGCCCGAUCUGCGGCUGAUUGUUAGCAUUGUAACAUACCAUCUACGGAAGCGCAACGCGCUCAAAGUGAUGUCUGGUGCCCGUCCCAGUGACACAGCCUCUGACACCGAAACGGCUGCCCUCCCCGUCGUGCAAGAGACAGACAUCAAACAUGAUAAUAACGAAGUGGGCAUUGGUGGUCUUGGCGUGGGAAGAUAUUAUGGCCCCACGGAUCAAGCGACAGAUGGGACUUCCUAUGCUGUGGGAAUCAUGCUCCAUGGGUACUAUGACCGGUUGCGCCUGGCCAUCUGGAUUUUUUUGGCCUGGCGUGUGGCCGUUGGCUCAGUUGUUGGAGUGUCUGCGUGGCGACUUUUCCAACGAUCAUAUUGA
Molecule: messenger RNA, 1323 nt
Organism: Penicillium paradoxum
Lineage: Eukaryota; Fungi; Ascomycota; Eurotiomycetes; Eurotiales; Aspergillaceae
Product: NUDIX hydrolase
Exons: 2
Coding region: 1-1323 (440 amino acids)
Molecular function (GO): coenzyme A diphosphatase activity
Source: RefSeq, a predicted model, not a curated record